AAUCGUGUGGCGGUGUGGGUGGAUUGUUGGGCCAUUCAUGUGAUUUGAUUUUUAUACAUCUCAUGCCAUAUGCGGGCCUUUUCACACCCACGAAGACGAGCAAAGCGCUUCGUAAUUGUGCGCCCCUCGUGCCACACAACGCUGUGAGUUUGUAUUUCGAUUAUAGCGUGUCCGGUGGCAAGUAAUCAUUGACUCAACGUCCAGUGCACGAGCAGAAUUUCGCAAGAUCGUCCGACUACUUCUCAGAUCGUGUCUAUUUUGAUAAAGUGUGAAAUGGAUUCCGCAGAGUUCAUCAAGUGCGAAUUGCUGCCAAAACUUCUGACUGAUGGCAAGCUCUCAUCUUAUAGUGAUGCUGCAAUAAAGUCAUGCGAGGCCAGUAAACUUGGUGAGGAUGGCACUUACAUGAGAACACUGUGCUAUCGUGCCAAAGUUGAGCUGUUUAGUGCCAAAUCGGGCCGAACUGAGCGAGCGGAUCUCGUCAUAAAGCUCACACCGCCAAAAAUCCCGCUGGAAUUCUACCAGGGCGGAAAUUAUGCGGACUUAUUCGAGAAUGAAUUCAUCACGUACACUGUCGUUCUCCCACUGCUCAAGGAUCUUGACAUUUUUUACCCCAGGUAUUACUACAGCAGCCAGACGCCGCAGGAGGAGAUAAUAGUGCUCAGUGAUUUCACAUCUGAUGGCUGGAGUGUGGCGAAACCAGUGACAAACUUAUCGCUGGAAAAUAUUUUGGCAUCGGUUAAACUACUUGGGAAAUUUCAUGGCUACUCGUACGGCAUCAAGGAGACAAAUCCUGAAUUAUUCAGUGAGAUUCGAAAACAACUCAAGUUAACAAGCUUCCACGCAGACAGCAGCGGCAGCGAUGCUUGGGACAUAAUGAUGACAAAAUCAAUAAGGAGAGGGACUAAUUCCAUUAGGGAGUCUGGGGAGGCACGCAAUGGCAUUCCUGAGCACUUUCUGAUGGACUUGGAGGCGUACUUGGCGAACCCGAUGAAGGUGCAGCACAGGCUGAAUGGAUCCCAAGAGCCGCUGGCGGUGCUCUGCCACGGGGACUUCUUGAGCAAUAACAUCGCCUUCAGGCGCACGACACGAGCUGAUGGCACUAUCUGCCUCGACGCCAUGAUGUUUGACUUCCAAACACUGAGAUAUUCAUCACCGAUGGUUGAUUUGGCCACAUUCAUGGCCAAUUCCACGGGAGUGGAUGUGCGAAAGCCCCACUUUGAUGACAUCUUCCGGUCUUAUCACACUGAAUUAGUGAAAGCACUCUGUGAAAAAUGGAACAAAAAUGAAGAUGAAUUACCAAGCCAUUACAGCCAUAGCAGCUUCCUCGAGGAGUAUGCAAAGUACCUCCCAUUUGGCUACAGCGUCGCGGCGUCUUUCAUUCCAAUUCUGCACUGUCCCCUCGACGAUCCCGUGGCCAACAUGCUGAAGUUCAGUCCGGACAAUGAGGAGUUCGAGGGAUUCAUGGCGGAAAUGCUGGCACUCGGUGGCGAGAUUGUCAACCGGGAGCUUCGGGGCCUCAUCGAGGAUAUGUACACUCUUCAGCAGCGCACCGGAGUCACAUUCGAGUGAAUUGCGUGCCCUUUUACUGGCGGAUGGAGGAGAGGAAGAGCGGCUGACCACUUAAUUUAAUAAGAGAAAAUGAAUUAGAUGCUUCUGCCGGAGGAAUUCACAGGCAUUCGCCUUGCGAAUGCCUGUGUUUGUAUAUUAAACCCUUUAUGGAAGCAAAAUGGACGAUGUUGAUUGUGAAGUAUGAGGUGAAUUAUUCAUUUUAAUCGUGUCCCCCACAUCCAUCUGGUGUAAUGGCGAAAUGGCACCAAGGGAACACGUUCCAAUUCAGCUCAUUCAAAUAAUUUCCUUGAAGACAGUGAAAUAAAUUUGCACGUGGCACGUGACAACG
Molecule: messenger RNA, 1897 nt
Organism: Phlebotomus argentipes
Lineage: Eukaryota; Metazoa; Arthropoda; Insecta; Diptera; Psychodidae
Gene: JhI-26
Exons: 7
Coding region: 274-1569 (431 amino acids)
Source: RefSeq, a predicted model, not a curated record